Botrytis byssoidea is the source of this 606-nucleotide messenger RNA. RefSeq lists its product as uncharacterized. NCBI's taxonomy places the organism in Eukaryota, Fungi, Ascomycota, Leotiomycetes, Helotiales, Sclerotiniaceae. The record is from RefSeq and is a predicted model, not a curated record. Bases 1 to 606 code for a protein of 201 amino acids. The transcript has 4 exons.
AUGUCGAAAAUUGUCCUCAUUCUCGGCGGUGGUCCCAAUAUUGGGCUCAAUAUUGCUCGUGUUUUCUCAUCGAAAGGAUCAUACAAGACCCACAAACGCAUUUUUGAUGAAGUGAAACAGAACUUUGGAGUUCCAAAUGUUGUUGUGUAUAAUGCCGCAGCGUUAACAGUCACUCCUGAUCCUCUCUCUGUGCCAUUGGAAACGUUCAAUGAAGACCUCAAUGUAGUCAUUACUUCAGCAUAUGCUGCUGCACAUGAGGCUGUAGAGGGAUUCAAAACUCUUCCUGAAGCUACUAAUAAGACAUUCAUUUACACCGGAAAUAUACUGAAUCGUCAAGUCAUGCCAUCUUUACUUGCGUUUGGCAUUGGAAAGUCUGGUGCAGCCCAUCUUAUCCAAAGUGCUUCAGAAGCGUAUAAGAAAGAUGGAUAUAGGUUCUAUUGGGCGGACGAACGAACGACAGACGGAGGGCCUAAAGGCAAGGCAAUCGAUGGUAAAGCACAUGGAGAAUUCUGUUAUGAAUUGGCGACGAGUGAGGAGCCUUUGACUUGGGAUGCCACUUUCAUGGCUGGAAAAGGCUAUGUUGACUUCAAUGGAAAACUGGAAUGA